This is a messenger RNA of Homalodisca vitripennis (glassy-winged sharpshooter), 1188 nucleotides long. RefSeq names its product gastrula zinc finger protein xLCGF3.1-like. Gene Ontology annotation, cellular component: nucleus. Bases 325 to 1188 code for a protein of 287 amino acids. The transcript has 2 exons. NCBI's taxonomy places the organism in Eukaryota, Metazoa, Arthropoda, Insecta, Hemiptera, Cicadellidae. The record is from RefSeq and is a predicted model, not a curated record. Gene Ontology annotation, biological process: regulation of transcription by RNA polymerase II. Gene Ontology annotation, molecular function: RNA polymerase II cis-regulatory region sequence-specific DNA binding; DNA-binding transcription factor activity, RNA polymerase II-specific.
AAACAAAAAUCGUUCAAGGUCCCCACCGAAUGAAAAUACUCGUAAAUACAUAGUGGAGGAAGAGUACCUAAAUUACAACUUGUAACAUUUAUUUUAUUCUGUAAGUUUUUAUAAAUAGCCAAAAUCAUGUUAGGCCUACUCCUGUUGUACUAUCCUAAAGAGUUAUAUAGUUAUUAUUAUGGCUAUCACUCAUAAGAAAUGUACUAAAGUCAGUAAAAGAAAUGGAUAAAUUAUAUAAUCAAGGUAUAAGCAAUAUUUGAGUUCCUCAAAAAAGAUAGAUGUACCAUAAUUGAUAGCCACCCAAAAAUGUGCUGAAUUCACAACAUGGAUGACAACCCUUUUAAAUGUUCCCUGUGCAGCUAUACAAGCAUGAAAAGUGUGCAAUUAAAAAGGCAUAUGUUAAAAACGCACACAGGAGAGAAAAAAUUUAAUUGUUUCCUGUGCAACUAUGCAAGUAUAAGAAAAGGGGAUUUACAAAGACAUAUGUUAACUCACGCAAGUGUAAAACCAUAUAAGUGUUCCCAAUGCAGCUAUGCAAGUGUUACAAAACGGCAGUUACAAAAACAUAUGUUUACUCACACAGAAGAGAAACCUUUUAGGUGUUCGCUGUGCAUCUAUUCAUGUACUCUGAAAUCGGAUCUAAAAACACAUAUGCUAAAUCAUGCAGGUGAGAAACCAUUUAAGUGUUCCCUGUGUAUCUAUUCAUUUACUCGGAAGGAGAAUCUAAGAAGACAUAUGUUAACUCAUACAGGCGAGAAACCAUUUAAGUGUUCCUUGUGCGACUAUGGAAGUAUUUUGGAAAGUAAUAUACAGACGCAUAUGUUAACUCACACAGGAGAGAAACCAUAUAAGUGUUCCCUUUGUGACUAUGAAACUAUUUCGAAACGUAAUGUACAGACGCAUAUGUUAACUCACACCGGUGUGAAACCAUAUAGGUGUUCCCUUUGCGACUAUGGAAGUAUUGUGAAAUGUAAUGUACAGACGCAUAUGUUAACUCACACAGGUGAGAAACCAUUUAAGUGUUCCCUAUGCAUCUAUUCAUGCACUCAGAAGGAGCGUCUAAGAAUACAUAUGUUAACUCAUACAGGAGAGAAACCAUUUAAGUGUUCCCUGUGCACCUAUUCAUAUACUCGGAAGGAGUGUCUAAGAAAACAUAUGUUAACUCACACGGGAGAGAAACCGUUUUAA